This is a messenger RNA of Bacidia gigantensis, 1338 nucleotides long. RefSeq lists its product as uncharacterized. Gene Ontology annotation, cellular component: cytosol. Bases 1 to 1338 code for a protein of 445 amino acids. Gene Ontology annotation, molecular function: ribosome binding; Hsp70 protein binding. NCBI's taxonomy places the organism in Eukaryota, Fungi, Ascomycota, Lecanoromycetes, Lecanorales, Ramalinaceae. The record is from RefSeq and is a predicted model, not a curated record. Gene Ontology annotation, biological process: regulation of translational fidelity; 'de novo' cotranslational protein folding. The transcript is spliced from 3 exons.
AUGUCAACUCAAGUGAUGCUUCCACUGCCCGUUCUACCACCAGAAUGGAAAGCGGAGAAAGACUUCUUGUCCAAAGGCUCUCUCUCAACCCCCAUACAAAGAAACAUAGAGCCGGUUGGGCCUCAUUUCCUGGCCCACGCUCGAAGGUUGCGCCAUCGACGAACUUUCUCCGAAGAUGAGAGGAUCCAAGCCCAAGAGAAAGCCCAGCGGACGGAGCAAGAUUCAGAUGCAGACAUCAGUGAACCUGAGGACCCUGUUAUGCUGUCUCGGGACGCGAAAGACUGGAAAGGACAAGACCAUUAUGCAGUUCUCGGGCUUUCAAAUUUCAGGUGGCAGGCCAACGAGGCGCAGAUAAAACGUGCGCACCGGAAGAAAGUUCUUCGCCAUCAUCCAGACAAGAAGGCAGCUGCAGGUUCCUCCGAGGAUGAUUCAUUCUUCAAAUGCAUUCAAAAGGCUACGGAAGUACUCCUCGACCCAGUAAAGCGCCGCCAAUUCGACUCGGUUGAUGAAGAAGCCGACGUACCUCUCCCAUCUAAGAAGCAAUUACAGAAGGGCAAUUUCUACAAGCUCUGGAAUCCAGUCUUCGACAGCGAGGCCCGGUUUACCAAAAGUCCUCCCGCUCCCCAUCUCGGCGACGAAAAAUCGGCCAAGGAGGACGUCACAGAGUUCUACGACUACUGGUACAAUUUCGAUUCAUGGCGAUCCUUCGAGUAUCAAGACGAGGACGUACCUGACGACAACGAAAACCGCGACCAGAAAAGGCACGUAGAAAGGAAGAACAACAACGCCCGAAAAAAGAAGAAGACAGAGGAUACAGCUCGUCUUCGCAAUCUCGUGGACCAAUGCAUAGCCGGCGACGAACGCAUCAAGAAAUUCCGACAGGAAGAAAAGGCCGACAAGAACAAGAAACGUUUGGACCGAGAGACUGCGGAGAAGAAAGCAAUAGAAGACAAGAAGAAGGCUGCAGAGGAGCAGGAACGAAUGAAGAAAGAAUCCGAAGAGACUGCUAAAGCUGAAAGAGCAGAGGGCAAGAAAGCGAAAGAAGCCGCGAAGAAUGCGGUCAAGAAGAACAAGCGGGUCUUGAAGGGCAGUGUGAAAGAUGCGAAUUACCUCCUGCCCGCGGGAGCGAAAGCAGACACGAAGCAGAUCGAUGGUGUGUCUUUGGAUAUAGAGAUCGUGAUGGGGAAGAUGGAGCCAGAGGAUAUUGCAAACUUAGCUGGCAAAUUGAGUGGGUUGAAAGUGGCGGAGGAAGUUGCGCCGUUGUGGCAGGAAGAGGUGAAGAGACUUAGAGAGGUUGGCAAGUUGAAGGAGGGAGAUGCUAAGACUUUGGUUCCUUGA